Trichomonas vaginalis G3 is the source of this 294-nucleotide messenger RNA. RefSeq lists its product as uncharacterized. NCBI's taxonomy places the organism in Eukaryota, Parabasalia, Trichomonadida, Trichomonadidae. The transcript has a single exon. Bases 1 to 294 code for a protein of 97 amino acids. The record is from RefSeq and is a predicted model, not a curated record.
AUGACUCAAGCCACAAUCAACAUAGUUCCAUCAAACAACGCCCAAUUUUUAACAGCCGAAGAACUUAAUGAUCCUAACAAUGAAAUCAUUUUCGUCCAGCACUCAAAGGAUGUUGAUAUUGAAAAAAUUCAAGCCGAGUUAAAUAGAAUGCAAGAGCAUAAGAGAGGAAAAGAGGUUGCUGUAACCGAGAUUCCUGGAGCAAAUUGCUAUCCAUUAGCUUUUGACGAUGGUACUUUAGUUCUUACAAAGAAAGUUGACCAUUACUAUGUUGCCUUACCCAAGAAAUCAAAUUAG